UGAAAACGGCAGUCUCACCAUCAAUGACGUCACUCCCGACGAUGAGGGCGCCUACCUGUGCCAGGCCAACAACGGCGUGGGCAGUGGGCUCAGCAAACUGGUCCAGCUCAAAGUGCACGUGGGCGCCCACUUCGCCCACAAGUUUGGGUCCCAAACGGUGACCAAAGGACAGGACGUAUGGAUAGAGUGCUUAUCUCUGGGUGAGAAUCCCAUAGCGAUUGUCGUCACCAGAGAUGGCAUUCCUUUCGAUCCAAACAUUGAUAACAGAUAUGAAGUCAUAAGGAAUGAGACGAACGACGCCUUUGGGCUCAGACUUCACAUCCGGGACACCAAUCGCAGGGACAGCGCUCUCUACACCUGUAGUGCACACAACAGGUAUGGCAGCGAUGAGUACAACCAUCAGAUCAUUGUCCAGGUAAAUAAUGGAAAGAAGAACGCCAAGAUUAAAAUAUA
Molecule: messenger RNA, 453 nt
Organism: Oppiella nova
Lineage: Eukaryota; Metazoa; Arthropoda; Arachnida; Sarcoptiformes; Oppiidae
Source: the annotation of a GenBank genome assembly